Messenger RNA from Lasiosphaeria miniovina, 7228 nucleotides. Its product is annotated as P-loop containing nucleoside triphosphate hydrolase protein. Gene Ontology annotation, molecular function: helicase activity; ATP binding; ATP hydrolysis activity. The transcript is spliced from 6 exons. NCBI's taxonomy places the organism in Eukaryota, Fungi, Ascomycota, Sordariomycetes, Sordariales, Lasiosphaeriaceae. Bases 1 to 6885 code for a protein of 2294 amino acids. The record is from RefSeq and is a predicted model, not a curated record.
AUGGCCACGAACCAGCAAGACCACCGCCGGGCUGUGCGCCUCAAGACCGUCUUUCGCGACGUUCUCUCCGGAAACCGUCAAGUGACGUUGGCUCAAGAUGCCCAGCUAUUUUUUGAAGCUAUUCGGGCCCAGAAGUCGCCUGGUGCGUGCAUUGAGGCCUUGGUUUCUAGCAAGCCGGGUCUUGAUGCCGUCAGAAUCUCUGUCCGUGUCAAUCUCUCCGCCCCGUUCAUUCUCUCGCACACCCUCCCCCUCUUAGAGUACCUUUCCAAUCCAGAUAUCAAGACCCUUGUCGACGGUCAGCUUCUCCAGCAAGUGCUUCUUGUCAUUGUGAGUCCCUCGACCACUUGGAAUGCGAUGAUCAAACUGUUCCAUGACAACCAAAUCCCCGAUGAUCUUCUGCACCCCUUUGCAUGGCUUGCACUAGAGCUUCUCUUACUCCCUGCCAAGGCGGAUGUCGAUGUUUUGGCCGACGUUCAGGCCAUUGACGAGAAGGGCAGUCUCCAGAAGGCCCAGAAUCAUGAAACCCGCGAGCUUGGCUACAGAAUCAGCAACGACCUCAAAAUUCGCCGCUCUCCUCAACAGGACGCUGAGCAUGGUGGACCAGGUGGCCGCCAUGACAACGACCAUGCCGAUUUUCGUGAGAUUUGCAUUUACCCGACAACAGACGAAUUCCUUUCCACUCAUCCGCCAUUCUACCGGACCACCAAGGAGGUUUCGGACGCCGACCCUGACAGUCGUCCCCUCGUUCUUCUUGACAACCAAUUCCGUCUUAACAGGGAAGAUAUGCUGGCCGGGCUCCGAGAGGAUCUGCAAGUCGAUACGGGUAUCAAGAAAGGGAAGAGGUCGUUUGCUCCGCUAGGCAAACUUGUUCCGGUGGGAAUUGAAUUCGAAGACGAGUCAAGGAACAGGUUCAAGAAAUGCACUCUUCUGGUUCAGUGCUAUGACGGCCUCCAGUUUCUUCACCGCAAGGAUCCCGAAAGCCGCAAGCGGUAUUUGCAGGACCAGACCAGUAUUCUCAGACACCAAGCCUUUGGCGUUUUAUGCCGAGACAAGGAAAUCUUUGGGUUUGCUUUCGUCGACCGAAACAUUGACCUUCUUGCAAAGUCGCCGCCUAUUGUUUCCCUGCAGUUUACAGAUGCAGAAGCUAUUCGGACCGCCUUACGUGCAUUCGCAACGCCAAAUGCCGACCUUAUUCGCUUCAUCCUCGUCGACACACCGGUGUUUGCAUAUGAGCCGAUUCUUCUCGGACUUCAAGCCAUACGAGACAUGCCGCUGCAAGACGUGCUUACCAACCCAGUCGCCUCGGACGUCCAGUGCAAUGUCGCACCAGAACUGCACAGCUUGAUUGAAGACCUAAAGCGUAUCAGCCAUGGCUUGGGCCCAGAUGAUAUGGUGAACCUGCCGUCUUCCGACAACAUUCGAGUUGACAGUUCGCAACUGGACUCCUUGAUCCAUGCCCUGACAAGAUCACUGAGUCUGAUACAGGGGCCACCGGGCACGGGAAAGUCUUUCAUCGGGGCACGUAUUGCCAAUGAGCUGUUCAAAGCCGGCCAACGGAUACUCGUCAUUAGUUACACCAACCACGCUCUCGAUCAGUUCUUGGAAGACCUCCAAGACGUCGGGAUUCCACCUGCUGCAAUGGUUCGCAUGGGCGCAAAGGGAAAGUGCACACCAAGAACACUGCCGCUUCUCCUCUCUGCGCAGAAAGGGAGCUACCGGCGUUCCCCAGACGCCUGGGCGAGAAUCAACUCCCUGAAAUCGGAUAUCAACCACUCAGGGUCGAAACUCGGAAAUGCCUUUCAACAGUUCAGAAGCCAGGCUCUCAUUAAAUGGCAGGAAAUCUCGGAGCACCUGGAAUUCGAGGAUCCGCUGUUCUAUGGAGCAUUCCUUGUACCAGAAGAGAGUCCCGACUGGAGUCGCGCUGGGAAGCGCAGGAAGCAGAUCGGCCCCGACUAUCUCUACGACCGAUGGGUGAAGGGUGAUGGCCCUGGCAUCUUCUCGAAAGACGUCAGUGCGGUGUCGAGAGCAAUCUGGGACAUGCCAAAUUCCGUUCGGAUGAGCCACGUGCAGAGAUGGACCAAGUCCCUUGUUGAUGAGCGCCUUCAAACCAUCUAUGAGUAUGCUCAUCAAUGCAAUACAACCCAAGAGCAACUCGAUGUUCUCUUUAACGAAGGAGACGCAAACAUCCUACGCCAGAAGCAUGUCGUCGGCUGUACAACAACCGGGGCGGCCAUUCACUCUCGCCUGAUCCGUGCGGCUGCACCAGAUGUGAUCCUUGUUGAGGAGGCCGGAGAGAUUCUAGAGAGCCACAUCUUGACGGCGCUCGCGCCAAGUGUCAAGCAGCUCAUCCUUAUUGGUGAUCACAAACAGCUGCGUCCAAAAAUCAACAACUAUGCACUGUCUGUCGAGAAAGGCGAUGGGUUCGACCUGAACCGCUCGCUGUUUGAGCGACUGAUCAUACAAGGCGCAUCUCACACAACUCUGCGCAAGCAACAUCGAAUGGUUCCAGAGAUUUCCAUCUUCCCCCGCAACUUAACCUACCCUGACCUGCUAGAUGGCCCCGAUACCGCGGGGCGGCCGCCAAUUCGUGGGCUUCAAGACUGCGUUGUGUUUUUCAACCACGGUAAGCUGGAAGAGUCCGACAAAGCACUCAAAGAUCGACGUGACCCAGGGACGAAAGAGAGCAGGAAGAAUCUGUUCGAAGCUGAAGUAAUCCUGCGAAUCUACAAAUACCUCGGCCAACAAGGGUUCUCAGAGAACCAGAUCGUGAUCUUGACGCCGUACCUCGGCCAGCUCCGUGUUUUGCAGGACCUAUUCGUCAAGAACCAACAUGAUCCCGAGAUCAGCGAGAUGGACAGGUUUGAAUUGAUUCGAGCCGGGCUUCUUAGCAGAGCUGCGUCAAAGGUUGACAAACAGCCUGUUCGAAUUUCCACGAUUGAUAACUACCAAGGGGAGGAGAGCAAUAUCGUGAUUGUCUCUCUUACCCGCAGCAAUGAAUCUGGUGACAUUGGUUUCAUGUCGGCCCCAGAACGCCUUAAUGUCCUCAUUACUAGGGCUCGCGACUGCCUGGUUCUGAUCGGGAACAUGGAUACGUUCAUGGCAAGCAAGAAGGGUAGAGCGACUUGGCACCCAUUUUUUGAAUUGCUCAAGUCCAAAAACCAUCUGUAUGAUGGUCUGCCCAUCAGAUGCGAAAAGCACCCAGAGAAGACUGCGCUGCUGAAGGAACCAAUCGACUUUGACAAGUCGUGUCCCGAUGGCGGCUGUACUGAGCUCUGCGGCGCCAUGCUUAAAUGCAGGGUUCACAAAUGCAGGUCGCGUUGCCAUCGAGUGACAGACCACAGCAGGACCGAAUGUAAUCAGCUCAUCGAUCGCGAAUGUGCGCGGCAGCACAAGACACGCGUUCUCUGUGGUCAACAGAAAGUGGAAUGCCAAACGUGUAUCCUGGAAGACAAGGAACAAGAGAGACUGAUCAAGCGAGAUAUCCGGCUCGAGGAGGAUCGCCAACGUCGACAAGAGGCAUAUGUCCGACAGCUCCAAGAAAUCCAGGACGAGGUUCAGCACCAGCGUCGCAUCAACAAGUACGAGGCUGAGGAGGAGGAACAGAAAAAGGUUCUCGAACAGCAUCGUGCAGAUCUCGACGCAUUGAAGGAUACCCAACAACGAAUACAGAAACAAAAGGAGCGGCAAGCGGCGAUGGCUGCCAGAGUUGCAUCAAAGGCAACCGAACCAGCACCAUCUGGCGUGGAUCCUGCGUCCCAAGUCAGCCCAUCUAGUGCCCGAGACUCGUUGCCCAAUACCGCCAAGGAAGAAUGGGACCAGUUGAAGCAGGUUGAGCUGGCGCGAAGCAAGGCCUUGGACGAGUUGAUGGGCAUGGUCGGGCUGGAGGAAGUCAAGCAGGAAUUCCUUUCCAUCAAGUCAAAAGUCGACACUGCUUUGCGACAGGGAGUAUCUCUGGCCUCAGAACGAUUCAGCUGUUCGAUGCUUGGAAAUCCAGGGACAGGGAAAACUACCGUGGCUCGCAUGUACGCCAAACUCAUGACCGAAGUGGGAGUAGUCCCGGGAACCUGCUUCAAAGAGCAAACGGGGUCAGGACUGGCUAAUCUAGGCGUCUCCGGAUGCAAGAAGCUGGUGCAAGAGAUUCUUGAUGACGGUGGUGGGGUUCUCUUCAUCGACGAGGCUUACCAACUGACUUCCGGGAACAACCCAGGUGGUGCUAGUGUCGUUGACUACCUUCUGGCGGAAGUUGAGAAUCUCCGAGGAAAGAUUGUUUUUGUCCUGGCUGGCUACAACAAACAGAUGGAGAGCUUUUACGCGCAUAAUCCGGGCCUCCCCAGCAGGUUUCCAAUCGACAUGAAGUUCGCGGACUAUUCAGACGAUGAGCUGCUCAGAAUUUUUGAGCUGAAGGUCAACAAGAAGUACAGGAAUAUGAUGCAGUGCGAAGAUGGUCUCCGCGGCCUCUACUGCAGAAUCAUUUCUAGGAGACUUGGUCUCGGUCGCGGAAAGGAGGGAUUCGGGAACGCCCGGACAGUUGAGAACACCCUGGGCAUUGUUUCGCGGCGUCAAGCAGACCGGUUACGCAGGGAGCGCAAAGGCGGAGCAAAACCAGAUGAUCUCUUCUUCACCAAGGAAGACCUAAUUGGACCGGAACCAUCUGGGGCGCUGGCCAAGUGCAAAGCCUGGAAGAAAUUGCAAGAGACCCUCAUUGGGCUCGAGUCGGUCAAAGAGUCAAUUAAGGCCUUAGUGGACAGCAUCCAGCAAAACUACCAGCGUGAGAUCGAGGAGAAGCCGCCGAUUCAAUAUUCCUUGAACAAACUCUUCCUUGGUAAUCCAGGCACUGGAAAGACGACAGUGGCGAAGCUGUACGGAGAGAUCCUGGUCGCACUCGGUCUGCUGUCAAAAGGCGAAGUUAUUGUUCGAAAUCCAUCGGACUUUGUUGGUGCCGCUUUGGGCCAGUCAGAGCAGCAGACCAAAGGGAUUCUCGCUGCAGCCGUUGGGAAGGUGCUUGUGAUUGACGAAGCAUACGGGCUCUACGGAGGAGGCCAAGGUUCGACCGGCGACCCAUACAAGACCGCCGUCAUCGACACUAUCGUGGCCGAGGUGCAAAGUGUGCCCGGAGAUGACCGCUGUGUUCUCCUGCUCGGGUAUAAGGACCAAAUGGAGACCAUGUUCCAGAACGUCAAUCCAGGUCUCAGUCGACGAUUUCCCAUGUCGUCCGCUUUUACAUUCGAGGACUUCUCCGACGCUGACCUACGCAAGAUAUUUGACAUGAAGAUGAAACAGCAAGGAUACCAGGCAACCAGCCAGGCCGCCAAGACUGCAAUGGAGAUGCUAAAGCGGGCUCGCAACCGCCCUAACUUUGGGAACGCCGGAGAGAUCGACAUCCUCCUUGACUCAACAAAGGCCCGCCACCAGAGGAGUUUCUCAAAGGGGGAGGCGAAGUCAAGCACCCUCCUCGAAGCGCAACACUUUGACGAGAACUUUGACCGAGCUGAUAGGUCGGAAACCAAUGUCAAGAAGCUUUUCGAGGGCACGGUUGGUUGUGAGCAGACGGUGGCACUGCUUGAAGGGUACCAAGAGACAGUACGCGCAAUGAAGGUGUUUGACAUGGACCCCAAGGAGAACAUCCCGUUCAAUUUCCUAUUCCGCGGCCCCCCAGGUACCGGCAAGACGACGACAGCUAGGAAGAUGGGCAAGGUUUUCUACGACAUGGGAUUCCUUGCUACCGCCGAAGUCAUCGAAUGCUCAGCGAGCGACUUGGUUGGGCAGUAUGUUGGGCAGACCGGACCCAAAGUCCAGAGCCUCCUGGACAAGGCCCUCGGGAAAGUCCUCUUUGUCGACGAGGCAUACCGGCUAGCCGAAGGUCAUUUUGCCAAGGAAGCGAUGGACGAAAUCGUCGACUCUGUCACCAAGGAGAAAUACUUCAAGAAGCUCAUCAUUAUCCUGGCGGGCUAUGAAGCUGACAUCAAUCGCCUGAUGACGGUCAACGCAGGCCUAACGUCGCGAUUUCCAGCGGUGGUAGACUCUCGGGCGCUGACAACGGACGAAUGCAUAUCACUGUUGACGACCUUGCUCCAAGGGCAGCGGACAGUUCUGAGGUCGAAAGGCGUGGAUUUGAACCUGUCUUGUCUGGAGACGCCAAGCCACCUAUUCAGGCUGUCUUUAGCCGACGGGCUGCAGCAUCUCACCGAGCAAAAAGACUGGGCCAACGCGCGAGACGUGCAGGAACUUGCAAAGGCCAUGUUCAACAAGGUUUUGCAAUGCAAAGAGGACCUUGCUCGUAAGUGUGUUGUGCUGAGCGAAGCCAUCAUUACCCAAGCAGUGCAGGCAAUGCUGGGCGAUCGCAGGUCUCGGAGCCAACAUGCCACGCCACCGCCCGUCAUGACACUUGAUCAAGCGCUGCAACAGCACCUUGGGCCAGCCACGCAAGCACCGGUCGACAUGUCCACAACAGCCCACACAGCUCAGGUGCAGGACCAGGAGCCUGCGUUCGCAGGACCAGACGACAGCGAACAAUUGGCCACAGUUACUGAUCAGAGUGACAGCCCAGGACCACAAGAGCAACGCUCGCGACGCCGUGUUCAGAGGGAUGCCGGGGUGAGCGAUGAAGUCUGGGAACAGCUGCAACAAGAUCGGCAGGCUGAAGAGGAGAGAGAUGACGAGUACAUUCGCUUACGUGAAGCGAGUCGCAGAGCCACAGCUGAGGCGCGCGAAAAGAUUGUGCAGCGGCUGGUAGAAGAGGAACGGCGACGUAGGGAGGAAGCCGCCUUAUGUGCAAAGCUCGAGGCAAUGGGACGCUGCCCUAUGGGGUACCAGUGGAUUAAGCAGAGUGGUGGCUAUCGCUGUGAAGGUGGAAGUCAUUUCGUAUCGCUUGCUGAGUUGGUCUGACGGCGGUCGCAAGGAACGGGUCCUUAUCAAGGGUCGGGAACUAGUAACGAAGCGCUGUCCCAUAGCUAUACUAAGUUGAGAAUGAAAACAUGAUGAAUCGUUACAUCAGAGUUAAUGUCCUCAAAUGUGAGGGCCAAAUAACCUGUCUCGAUAUUGAGGCACUGCGAAAGGGGGUUUGCUUUUCUGACCGGGUUGUGUAUCUAGCUCCUGGGAAGCCUCAUUCUCGGUUUCCGGAAAAAUGGCAUAAUCGCGUCGGUGAACUGAGAACGCCUUUCCUGCGGCCUUUCGGGGACCUAUUAGGCUGAGACACAUGAACACGGAACUUGCCUUCAUCAACUCGCGG